Messenger RNA from Trichomonas vaginalis G3, 975 nucleotides. Its product is annotated as protein serine/threonine kinase protein. Lineage: Eukaryota; Parabasalia; Trichomonadida; Trichomonadidae. Gene Ontology annotation, biological process: protein phosphorylation. The transcript has a single exon. The coding region runs from base 1 to 975 and encodes 324 amino acids. The record is from RefSeq and is a predicted model, not a curated record. Gene Ontology annotation, molecular function: protein serine/threonine kinase activity; ATP binding. Gene Ontology annotation, cellular component: cytoplasm.
AUGGCUGACGUCCAAUGCUGCUGUUCUCAAAUUCGUAUUCCCCAGCACGUCCAUAAGUAUAAAAUCAUUAAAAGACUAGGAAAUGGAUCGUUUGCCGUCGUGGUUCUUGGUAAAGACGAAAAAACAGGUGAACUUGUAGCCAUCAAAAUCCUUGAUAGAAGUCAAGUGAUGUCAAAUGGGAUCUUACAGUAUGUCGAAAAUGAGCUGAGACUUGCUAGCCGUUUUGAUCACCCGAACGUUGUUAAGGUUUAUGAUAUUAUUUACGAGGAAGACAUCAUUAUGAUCAUUAUGGAAUAUCUUCCUAAUGGGGACCUUCAAACAGUCCUUACAAAUAAUACAAUUUUCACCUAUAACGAGCAAGUCAGAAUAACUCACGGAAUAAUCAAUGGAUUGUGCUAUCUACAUCAAAGAAAUGUGGCCCAUAGAGAUAUAAAGCCAGAAAACAUUCUUUUUGAUGCACAUUUCAAUCCAAAAUUAAUCGACUUCGGUUUAUCAAGAGAAACGAAGAGUUCCCUCUCAACAUUUUGUGGAACGCCAUGCUACCUUGCUCCAGAGAUCAUUUUAGACAAUAAAUACAACCCCUUCAAAUCGGACGUUUGGGCGUUAGGUUUGACUAUUCACAUACUUACAAACCUUUGCUUCCCAUUCAGAUAUGAAGGUGAAGCUGAGUACCUUAAGAGUAUUAAAAAUAAAACUCUUACAAUUCGUAACCAGUCACAUGGAAUCCUCGGAGAGAUUAUUUCAAUGUGCCUUGUUGAAUAUCCCAACCGAAGAGCUUCGGCCUCCCAGAUAUUAGACUAUAUAGCCAAGAAUGAUACAGGCAACUUCAAAAUUAGUCAAUCACAGGUUGAUAAAAAACUUCCUGUAUUAACGAUGCCAAGACUCGCUGCACGUAACUAUACACCGGUGGUUAAGGUAUCAUCCCUCAAAGGAAGCCAUGUCUUCAAAAUAACUAGAAGCCCUCUCAGGGUUUAA